CGGAGUGACGCGUCCUGUUCGAAGGGAAGAGCGAGCGCGAGACAGAGAAGUUGAGAGUUUUACCUCAGAGUAACUUCAUGGACGGGAAAAAAAGUUGGCAAAAUCUCAUUUUUUAUGGAUUUAUCCGCUCCAACAGGAGACUGUGAGAACGAAUGAGGCUUUCAACAUCAUUUUCUUUACGUUUUCGUGUCAGUAAUUUGAAACUUAGGUGUUUUUUUUUUGCCCUUUAUCGAGCUGAACGUUAGUCUCGGUGUGUAAAACUCGCCUCGCGCUCGCGACGCUUAUGAGGAUUUCUCACAGAAAAAUAUGGGCCGAUUUCCCGGUGUGUCUUCGGGCAAAGUCAUUCUCUUCAUAGUUUCCUGGAUCCCUGUUUCAUAUGCUCUGCAGUGUGUGGAUCCUGUAAACCCGUGCGUGAACAAUGCCAGCUGUGUCACCUACGCCAACGGAACGGGAUACUGCAGGUGUCCUCCGGGGUAUCUGGGUGAAUACUGCCACCACAAGGACCUGUGCCAGCCGGAUUACUGUUUGAAUGGAGGGUCGUGUAAGAUGGCGAGCACUGGCCUGCCCAAUAACCCUGUGUGUGUGUGUCCACUCGGGUUCACCGGCGCACGCUGCCAAGAGCAGAACGAAUCACUGUGUUACCCCAAGAACCCCUGUAAAAACGGGGGCACCUGUUCCCUUCAGCUCAAUGACCAAUACACCUGCCAGUGCAGACCCGGAUGGACGGGUUCACGUUGUGAACUCGUAGACAGCUGCGUUUCCUCUCCGUGUGCCAACGGUGGAACCUGCACGCCUCUUUCCGACGAAAAGUUCUCCUGCAAGUGUCAGUCCGGCUACGAAGGGCCUCGCUGCCUGAACGACGUGGACGAGUGCGCGCAGGAACCGUCGCUGUGCCUUAACGGUGGUGUGUGUAAUAACAUCCCCGGCUCGUAUCGUUGCAACUGCCCCACUGAGUUUACGGGGUCCAGAUGCGAAAAGGCUUACGUCCCUUGUGUUCCGUCACCCUGCAUGAACGGCGGAACCUGCAGGCCGACGUCCGAGACCACCUACUGGUGCCACUGUCUUCCAGGUUUUAAUGGAACGAACUGCGAAGUGAACAUCGACGACUGUCCGGAUCAUAAGUGUCAGAACGGAGGAACCUGCAUGGAUGGAGUGAACACCUACAACUGCCAGUGUCCUCCUGAGUGGACUGGUCAGGAUUGCACAGACGACGUGGACGAGUGUCGCCUGCAGCCCAACACCUGUCAGAACGGUGGUACUUGCAGUAACAUGCCUGGCGGCUACACCUGUGUGUGUGUGAACGGCUGGAGUGGGCCGGACUGCUCUGAGAACAUCGACGACUGUGCUCUCGGUCCCUGCUCCGCCGGCUCCACCUGCAUCGACCGCGUCGCUUCUUUCUUCUGCAGUUGCCCAUUCGGCAAAACCGGUUUGCUGUGUAACAUUGAUGAUGCCUGCAUUAGUAACCCCUGCAGGGCAGGAUCUCAAUGUGACACCAAUCCUCUGAACGGCAAAUUCAACUGCAACUGCCCCUUCGGAUACAAAGGCAACACCUGCAAUGACGAUGUCAACGAGUGCACCAUCGGGCCGAAUCCGUGUGAGCACGGCGGCACGUGCGAGAAUACGGCCGGCUCGUUUAUUUGUAAGUGUGCACGUGGAUACACGGGACCCCGGUGCGAGCAGGACGUGAACGAGUGCGGCUCAAACCCCUGCCAGAAUGACGCCACGUGUCUGGACCAGAUUGGCGAUUACACCUGCAUCUGCAUGCCAGGUUUCCAAGGACUCCACUGUGAGAACGAAGUGGACGAGUGCAUCAGCUCACCGUGCCUCAACAACGGAAAGUGUCAGGAUCAAGUCAGCCGCUUCAUCUGUGACUGUCCUCAGGGAUUCACAGGAGAUAUGUGCCAGUAUGACACCGAUGAAUGUGCCAGCACUCCGUGCCAAAACGGAGCCAAGUGCAUUGACCAGCCCAACGGCUAUGAGUGCGAGUGUGCGGAAGGAUUCACUGGCCCGCUGUGUUCAGAGAACAUCGAUGACUGCAACCCGAAGCGCUGUCACUACGGCACUUGUAAGGACGGCAUCGCCAUGUUCACGUGCGAGUGUGAACCAGGUUACAUGGGUCAGAUCUGCAAUGAGCAGAUUAACGAGUGUCAGAGUGACCCGUGCCAGAACGGAGGGCGCUGCGUUGAUCGUGUCAACGAGUACCAGUGCAACUGCCUGCCGGGAACCUCUGGUGUGAACUGUGAACACAACACCAACGAGUGUUUGAGUAACCCGUGUCAGCACGGUGUGUGUAAGGACGGAAUUAACAAGUACAAAUGUGUGUGCGAUCCAGGAUACACAGGUGAGCGGUGUAACGUGGAGAUAGACGAGUGCAGCUCAAACCCGUGUCUCAGUGGAGGAACAUGUGUGAAUAAAGUGAAUGGGUUCGAGUGUCAGUGUCCACCUGGGACUCACGGCCUGCUCUGCCACUCCGGAGCGGAUCACUGCGCACCUCAACCGUGCCGCAACGGAAAGUGUGAGGAGAAGCAAAACGGUUACCACUGUGUGUGUUUCCCUGGAUACGAGGGUCAGAACUGCGAUCAGGAGAAGAACGAAUGCGAGUCCAACCCCUGUCAGCAUGGAGGAAGCUGUCAGGAUGGCAUGAACACCUACACCUGCAAGUGCCUGCACGGCUACACUGGUGUGAAUUGCGAGAUAAAUAUUAAUGAGUGUCAGUUGAACCCCUGUGAGAACAAAGGCACCUGCAUCGAUGGAAUUAACAGCUACAGCUGCCACUGCCUGCUGCCUUACACAGGGAGGCACUGCGAGCAAGAGUUGAUGCCGUGUGCGACUCAGCCGUGUCAGAGAGGAGGCGUGUGUCAGCCGUCAUCGGAUUACACUUCCUACACCUGCAAGUGUCCCAGCGGUUGGCGAGGAACCCAGUGUACAGAUGACGUGGACGAAUGUAAGAAGAACCCGUGUCUAAACGGUGCUCACUGUCUGAACAACCAGGGAAGCUACAUGUGCAGAUGCCAGCCUGGGUACAGCGGUGUGAACUGCCAGACUAACAUCGACGACUGCAGCUCCAACCCCUGUAUCAACGGUGGCUCGUGCAUAGACAAAGUGGGUCGGUUCUCGUGCGAGUGCAGGCCGGGUUUCUCUGGCGAGCGAUGUGAGGAGGAGGUGAAUGAGUGCGAGAGCACCCCCUGCAGGAACGGAGGAAAAUGCACCGAUUUUGUCAACAGCUACACGUGCCAGUGUAAGCCCGGCUUCACCGGCAUCAACUGCGAACGCAACAUCCCCGAAUGCACAGAGACAUCAUGUCUAAAUAACGGCACAUGUGUUGAUGGCAUAAACCAUUUCUCCUGUCGAUGCCGUCCCGGGUUCACUGGCUCGUUCUGCCAGUACGAGAUCAACGAGUGUGAAUCUCAGCCAUGCAAAAAUGGCGGCACCUGCACGGACGGCCUGGGAACUUUCCACUGCACCUGUCCUAUGGAGUAUACCGGCCGACUCUGCCAGUCGAUGGCGAAUCUGUGCAAAAACAUCCAGUGUAGGAACGGUGGAGAGUGCGUGCAGCAGGGGACGACGUGGAGCUGUCGGUGUCCUCAGGACUGGAGCGGCCUCUACUGUGACAUCCCUAACAUUUUGUGUCAAAAUGCUGCAAGCAAGAAAGGUGUAGCAGUGGAGCAGCUGUGUCAGAAUGCUGGAGUGUGUAGAAACAAGGAUAAUACACACUACUGUUUAUGUCAGCAGGGCUGGACAGGCAGCUACUGUGAGAUGGGUAUCGAUGAGUGUCUGUCCAGUCCCUGCAGGAAUGGAGGGACAUGUGUGGACUAUCAGGGAGGAUAUGACUGCCAGUGUAAACCAGGGUAUCAGGGGGUGAACUGCGAGUACGAUGUCAAUGAGUGUCACUCAAACCCGUGUCGUCAUGGAGGAACCUGCAUCAACCUCGAGAACCACUACUACUGCUCUUGUCCACCUGGAACCAAAGGUCAGCAGUGCGAGGUGGAUGUAGACGAGUGUUCCACAGAGUUUGGGCCGCCCUGUUUGAACGGCGGUCGCUGUGCGGACAGGAUUGGACACUACACGUGUGUGUGUCCUCCUGGUUUUACUGGUGAACGUUGUGAAGGGGACAUUAACGAGUGCCGGCCAUAUCCCUGCCACAGCACCGGCAGCCUCGACUGUGUCCAGCUAGCCAACGACUACCAGUGCCGAUGUCGUCUCGGUUACACCGGUCGUCUUUGUGAGUCGAUGGUAGAUCUUUGUCAGUCGAAACCCUGCCACAACGGAGGCAAGUGCUCCAUGAGCACAAGCUCAGACCAUGGAUACAGCUGCACCUGUUUACCUGGCUAUACAGGCUCCAACUGCGGUGAUAUCGAGGACUACACAUGCGCCAACCUACGCUGUCAGAACGGCGGACAAUGCCAGAAGUCCCCCUCGGGCCGUCCACAGUGCGGUUGCCCGUCCGGCUUCUCGGGGCCACUGUGCGAAAUCGAAAACCCGCCCUGUUCUUGCCAAAAUGGAGGCAUGUGCAUACAAAAACAGCACAAACCUAACUUGUUCUCUUGCCACUGCCAAGAUGGCUACAGCGGCGAACACUGCCAGAACAAAGUCAGUGCCACGUCCUGCCCUUAUGUGGAGUGUCAGAAGAGUCGUGGGGACACGGUGUGUGACCCACAGUGUAAGAACGUGGAGUGCGACUGGGACGGAGGAGACUGCACGCUGCAGUGGCUCAACCCCUGGAAGACCUGCACGGCCACUGUGCCUUGCUGGAUGUACUUCCAUAACGGCCGGUGCGACCCCGAGUGUAACAACCCCAACUGCCUCUAUGACCGCUUCGAGUGCCGGCAUGGCCCGGUGCCCGUGCCCAGCACGUGCAAGUACGAGAUUUACUGCCGAGACCACUACCAGAACGGCCACUGUAACGAGGGCUGUAACACGGCGGAGUGCGGCUGGGACGGUCUAGACUGCUCUAUCGACAAGGCUCCUCAGCUGGCGGACGGCACGCUCAUCAUCGUGGUGCUGCUGCAUCCCACAGAGCUUCUCGGAGAUAUGAAGGGCUUCCUGCGCUCACUUGGCAUGCUGCUUCACACCAACGUGCGCCUUAAACUCAACGAUCAGCAAGAGCCCAUGGUCUAUCCGUAUUACGGCGACGAACAGGACAAAUUGAACGCCGGCGCUGCAAAACGACUCGGCAAGAGGGAACUGAAGAAGGAGGUUAUCGGGUCCAAAGUUUUUCUGGAGAUUGAUAACCGUCAGUGCGCCGAGACGUCCAAAGAAUGUUUUUCCAGCACCGAACAGGCUGCCUCGUACAUCGCGGCCGAGGCCCUCAGCGACACGCUGAGUUAUCCCAUCAUCUCUGUGGACAGUAGGCCACCUGAGGACUACAGCCCUCCUCUUUUCUACCUGGUUGCCGUGGCAGCUGCCAUCAUCUUGCUUAUCCUGAUUCUGGGAGUUUUGGUCGCCAAACGUAAACGCAAAAACGGCAUCCUCUGGCUGCCGGAUGGGUUUCUGGCCAAGAAAGACAGCAAACGGAGAGAACCCGUGGGCCAAGAUGACUUUGGCAUGAAAAGCCUGCAGAAAUCACAGAUGGAUGGCAGUGCUGAUCAUCACUGGCCAGAGGAGGAGCACCGGCCCAAGAAGCCACGGUUGGAAGAUAAGCCAUUGCUGGGGGUGGAUACAGGAGUGGACCGUCGUGAGUGGACCCUGCAGCACCAUAAAGCUGCUGAUAUCACCCUCACCCCACCUCAGGCCGAUAUCGACAUGGACUGUCUGGAUGUCAAUGUGAAAGGACCUGACGGUUUCACUCCUCUAAUGCUGGCAUCUCUGAGGGGUGGCAGCAGCCCCGAGUGCGUCAGUGUCUUAGCCGACGAGGAGGAGGAGAGCGGAGUCGACGAACCUGGGACGAACAUGAUCAGUGACCUGAUCUCACAGGGCGCUACGCUUAACGCACAGACGGAACGCACGGGCGAGACGGCUCUUCACCUGGCCGCCCGCUACUCCCGUGCCGACGCCGCAAAGAGGCUGCUGGACGCCGGCGCCGACCCCAACGCUCAUGACAACAUGGGUCGCACUCCGCUGCACGCAGCCAUCGCUGCCGACGCUCAGGGCGUCUUCCAGAUCCUUAUACGUAAUCGUGCCACCGAGCUGGAUGCGAGGAUGAAUGAUGGAACUACUCCUUUAAUCCUGGCAGCCAGAUUGGCUGUGGAGGGCAUGGUGGAGGAGCUGGUGCACUGCCAUGCUGACGUAAAUGCUGUGGACGACCAUGGUAAAUCCGCUCUGCACUGGGCUGCUGCCGUGAACAACGUGGAGGCCACGCUGGUGCUGCUGAAGAACGGUGCCAAUCGAGACAUGCAGGACAACAAGGAGGAGACGCCGUUGUUCCUGGCUGCACGUGAAGGCAGUUUCGAGGCGGCUCAGGUCCUCCUGGAUCACUACUCCAACCGUGACAUCACAGAUCACCUGGACCGUUUACCACGUGACACGGCUCAGGAACGCAUGCACCACGACAUUGUUCGCCUGCUCGACCAGUACAAUCUGGUGCACAGCCCCCAUUCUGGAUCGAACCAUGUAGGAAACGGUGGGGGUGGACAUCCAUCUGUGGUCUGCACCAGUAACGGAGUCAUCGGUAUGCGACCAGGACAGCAGAACAAGAAGAAUCGGCGUGGCGGAGGGGGUGCUGCCAAACUGGGUGGACCUAAUGGUGCUGGGGGCGGAGUCAAAGAUCUGAAGGAGAUGAAAACCAAGCGCAGGAAGAAACCAGCUGGAGGAGAAGCGUCAGGAUUGGCUACAUCCAGUGGUAACGUAGCAACCGUGACUGCUAACUCUAAUGGCACCAAGGGACCGACGACAGCCGGGACGGGUGGACUUUCAGAAAGCUCAGUCACAAUGUCACCAGUGGAUUCUCUAGAAUCGCCGCAUUCGUACACUACGGAUGCCUCGGGAGCUGUUAAUAUGGCUAAAUCACCACCCCUGAUGACACGCCCCCUCCUGCCCCCUGUCAGCCACAUGCUGGCGCAGCAACCGAGCUGGGUGGGUGUGGCUAAGCACGGCUAUGCGGCGCCCCACAUUUUCAGUCACAUGAUUCCCCACCAGAUGGCGGUGGCACGCUCGGGCAUGUCGCAGCACCAUCACGGCUCGGGGAUGCUUGGGCCCGUGAAUGUUUCUGUGAAUCGAGAGCAGCUUCCAUCGAUCGUCACCUUCCAGAUGAACCAGGCACUUCUCAAGCCAAACCAGCAGGGGGCCAUGCAGGUGAGUCAGUCCCAGACCCAGGGCCUUAACCACAUGCACUGCGGCCAGGAGAUGAUGUAUAACAUGCAGGAGGCAGGGCUACAGCAUGGCAUCUCGCACCUGCACGGCCUUGCCCAUAACAUUGCGGAGCCUCAGGUGAGGCAGGUGACGCCUUACCACCAGCAAAUGCAGAGCCCUGUGGAUAAAUACCCGACUCCUCCCUCGCACCGCAGUUAUGCCAGCGGUGCCGGGUCAGAGGUGGUGACGACUCCUGGUCAGGGCUCUGAGGUCACGACCCCGGGUCACGGAGCUCCGCCCUCUAGCGAGCACCCGUACCUGACGCCGUCGCCCGAGUCACCCGAUCCCUGGUCCUCCUCGUCUUCGCCACAUUCACAUUCAGACUGGUCCGACGUAACCACAAGCCCACACGCUGCGCUGCACACUCACGCGCACCCUCACACACACGCACACACUCAUGUUCCAGAGCAGGCUCCUCUGCUACAGCCGCAGCCCUCGCAGUCGGCACAGCAGUCGCUGCAGCAGCAAGCCUGCAGCAGUGUGUAUGCGUAAUAACACAAAAGAACUGCUUGUUGCUGUGUCAACCUGACUGUGGUGUUUUUUGUAUGCAGUUUAACUUCAUAAAAGUCUCUCUUUCACUCUCUCUCUCUCUCUCUCUCUCUCACUCUUAACGCUCUGUCUUUUUUAUACACUAUGCAUACAGUCACCUGUGGAGUUUAUAUGGAAUCAGUAACCCUCCUUUUAUUGAGUGAUACAGAGAACGAAGCGUUCAAUCCGACUCCGGACCCCAUUUACGCUUGCACUCGUGUCGUAGGUCUCGAACUCUGUGGCGUUCUCCAUUUCUUGCUGCCUUUUUCUGAAUACAAAUAACAUUUUCUCUCGUGUCUGACCUUUUGACCUGGGACCGAAUACGAAUAUUUCAAACGCGUUUCCGUGUAGACGUGGCGAUUCGUGCGCACGGCAAACACGACGCCAUCGUUUAGACGAACGGGGCGGGUGUAAAAAUGGCACAGACUGAGGACCGAACCAGCAAACCAGACGUUUAUCAGCGUCUCUGGACAAUCGUAAAACAGCAAAGACUGUGAGCUGGAAGUAAAAGUUUUCGAUGUGGUGGCCAUGUUUUUUUUUUUGUUUUUUUUUAACGUUGAAGGAAAUCAGAUCUGGAAUAAAGUGCAACCACUCUGUUUUAUUUUACUUUUUCUUUUAUUUUUUUAAUUCUUUUUAAAUAUUGCUUUUUCCAAAGCUUAUAUAUUGUUAAGAAUGGACUUACUAACCAUUUGUAAAUGUUUUUUUGUUUUUUUUUUAUGUUAUGGGUCAUGGUUACAUUUGAGCUAAAAAAAACUGCCUUGUUAGAUUGUUUUUUGUUGCCUUUUUUUUUUGUGCACAGCCCGAGUCUGACUUACGCUGAUGCAACUUAUUCGUUUCAGUUACAGCAAUAAUCCUUAGCGUUAGCAUCUUUUGUUCAAUUUCGAGGAUUUUACAACAGCCUCUUUGGCUCGGUUCUAGAUGCCUUGAUUGUCACGUUGGGCUCUGACUUGACCUCGCUGUGGUUUCUGGAGAUGUUGCGUUGUUGUGAUGUUCAGCAUGACUUUGAUGGCCCUGAGAUUGUGAUUCACUGUAGGCUGAAUGACUGCCUUUGUAAGAAAUGAUGACGGGUUUCAACACACAUUUCAGAAAUUCUUAAACUAACUGUACAUUGUUCGUGAGAAAUUGGCGAUUUUAAAUGUGUGUAUAUUCAGAAUUGAGUCCGUUGAGUUCGUUAAACACACAAGUGACAAAUCGUUGUGGUCGAUUCCGAGCUAAUCACAGGAUCAGAAUUCUGUCCCCGUUUAACUUCGGUUAUUACGACGGUUUAGUAUUUAACUGUCACAGUUACUGCAACUUUUAACCCCUUAAAUUCAUCAGUUUUUCUUUUUUAUUAAUGACGUACAGGGUCAAACAUCACCGACUCUGUUUAUAACUUUUAAUCUGUUCAUUUUAAUCCCAUAAUGCACCAUGUAGCUCGGUUUGACGGCGUUACUACGGUAAUAUCCUAUUAGACUCCACCAAAAAAGACAUUUUUCCUUUUCAUAUGAAAAAUCGAUCGUCUCUUUGGGGUUUUUUCCUCAGGUCUCGUGUUACAGAGGAUUCUCAAACCUCAAAAAACUUCUUAAAAAAAACUUCCUUAUACAGAAGAUUACAGUCCAUCGUACCGGUUCCCGCGGGCGAGCCGUCGCUAUAGAAACUAUAUUACGAGCACCUUAAUGCAACCUUGGGAUUUCUGUCAUAGAAAAUGAAACUUUCUUCUAACCAAACAGAAUCCAAAAUUCAGCAGCACUCUGGUACAAGUUUACAGCGAUUGUUGCUCGACGGCCAUUUGUCUCUUUCUACCGACGAUUAAACAGGAAAACAUUUCACGCCUGAUUCUAAAACGUCGCCUGAUCUGAGCGUCUCGAUGUUAGCGGGAAAUCUUUUUUUUUUCUUUUUUAUUUCUUCGCUUUAAUUUUAUUUAAACCAUUAUCAAUAUCAAAUUAAAAGGUAGUGAUAAAAUGAAACCGCCAGCGACGGUAGUUAAAGCGAAUUCGUGAUUCCGACGGCCGUCCGCGAGUCGGUCAAAAUUUUAGUCUUAGCUUUUUUUCGACUUGCCUUUUUUUUUUUCCGUCUCUGGAAUAUUGUACAGAAUAUUGUAACCGUUUCUCGUAUAUAUUUUUUAUUCUGUCCAUUUUUGUUUUAUACUUUUUUUUUUUUAGUUCUGAAGUUGUAACUUUUCAUGUUUUUAAUAAUACGUUUUUUUUCUUUUAAUCGGUCUGAUCUGUGUAUCAGAUCUGUAUCUAUCUAUCCUGCUAUAAAAACAUGUCUUAAGAUUGUUUUAGUUCUUGUUCUUUUUGUUUUGUUUUGUUUAAGCAGAGCUUUAUAAUCCUGAUGGGUAACAAUCAUAACUAUGACUUUCUUUUUCUUGCCUUGGAGACGUUUAGUGUCCUGAACACCAAAUGAAUUAUUUUGAAUAACCAAAAGUAUUUUUUAAACAAAUCUCUCUUGCUGGUGAUUUCUAUUACCUUCUAUUUACCUUUUGUAAAAGGUUAUUAUUGUAUCAUUUUAUCACUCAUUUACAGUAACACACUCUCACACACACACACACACACACACACACACACACACACACUGGUGUUAAUGGCACAGAAUCUCAUAUCACAUUUGUCUUUUUAUGGCACUUAAACUGUUGAUUGCUUAUUCUUCCUCUCUCUCUCUGUCUCUCUCUCUCUCUCUCCUUUGUGUGCCUGUGGGUAAACAUGUUUUUAUAAGUGCUGUAAAUAGAGUUUUGAAUGCAUAAAGUACUUUCCUUUCUAAUUCACACCUAUUCUGCUGUUGCUGUAUGAAGUUUUGUAGCCUUUCGUCUUGUUCGUAGAAGGACAUUUUUAGUGAAUACAGAACAAAAUUUGUUUAGCGAAAACCAAGAAAACCUGCAGCUCAUGCCAAUAAAGAUGAAAUACGCCGUAAACUUGA
This is a messenger RNA of Tachysurus fulvidraco (yellow catfish), 10710 nucleotides long. RefSeq names its product notch receptor 2 (gene notch2). Gene Ontology annotation, biological process: multicellular organism development; apoptotic process; cellular response to tumor cell. Lineage: Eukaryota; Metazoa; Chordata; Actinopteri; Siluriformes; Bagridae. Gene Ontology annotation, molecular function: Notch binding; signaling receptor activity; calcium ion binding. Gene Ontology annotation, cellular component: signaling receptor complex; membrane. The transcript is spliced from 34 exons. Bases 307 to 7779 code for a protein of 2490 amino acids. The record is from RefSeq and is a predicted model, not a curated record.